This is a messenger RNA of Melospiza melodia melodia, 1531 nucleotides long. RefSeq names its product killer cell lectin-like receptor subfamily G member 1. The record is from RefSeq and is a predicted model, not a curated record. Gene Ontology annotation, cellular component: plasma membrane; cell surface. Gene Ontology annotation, molecular function: signaling receptor activity. The transcript has 6 exons. Bases 553 to 1296 code for a protein of 247 amino acids. Lineage: Eukaryota; Metazoa; Chordata; Aves; Passeriformes; Passerellidae. Gene Ontology annotation, biological process: regulation of natural killer cell mediated cytotoxicity.
GCAACCCUUGACCACAUUGGAUCUCUUUGCCCCAGGAUAAAACAGAGACCAAAUAUUAUGUCAAAACCAGCAGAAUAAGUCACAUGGAGCAAAAGGCAUUUCAAGUUCACUCCCAGCCCAUAUUCUGAGGAAGAAACACCAAAUGUCACCUGUCUCUUCCCCACCUGCCUGUGGUCACAUUGAUCUACCUCCUCACAGUCAAAACCUUAUUUAAAGGCUUUUUGAAAUGAUUAUUUAUUAAUUCUGCUUUUAUAGAUGUUUAACACAGCCACCAAACCCACAGAUGUUUCUACACCUCCAGGUGUGCCGCCUCUUCCUGGCUGCAGGACACCCAUUCUCUCUUCACCAAGUUCCAUUUACAAGGGAAGGGUGUAGAACACACACACACACAUAUAUAUAUAUGUACAUAUAUACAAACUGAAAAGCAGAUAAAAGCCCCAGCCAAUACCAUUUCCUGGAGCAGAUGCAGCUGUGAGUGCGUAGUUCACAAGGCAAGGGGUUGUCCAAGGACAGUGUCACUUUUGGGCUGCUUCUGGGACCUUCUGAGCAACCAUGGCUGGGGAAAUUGUUUAUGCUGAUUUGAGGCAUCCUGGGGACAGUUCUUCUGCUGAGAAGCAUCAUGCACCUGCCUUCUGUCCAUGGUGGCACAGGCUCCUUCUCAUAGCCGGGGGGCUGGGGCAACUCAUCCUGCUGGUCCUGGUGGUGGUGCUGAGUGUGUGGGUUUUUCAGGGGUCCCCACAGCCAGUGGUGAGAAGCACUCCACAGCUAGGCAGUGGGAUCCAGGGAAGGAACCAAGUGGAGCAGUGCAUGUUUUCAUCCCUGGUGCGGUAUUUCUGCAAGCCCCAAGGGGACAACCCCACAGCUUAUGCUGGCUGCAAGCUGUGUCCCCAGGACUGGCAGCUUCACGGGGAAAGAUGCUACUGGCUUUCUGAGGAACUGGGAAACUGGACUCAAGGCAUGAAAAGCUGUGAGAACCAGGACUCCCAGUUGGUGGUGCUCCAGGACAAGAAAGAAAAGGAGCACAUCAAGACUGUUACAGGCAAGAGCCCACCACCAGUGUGGAUUGGAUUAAGGUCACAUCAGAAGGUGUGGAGAUGGGUAGACAACACAACUUUCAACCACAAAAUGCUUGGCACCUCUAUGCUCAAGAUGGAUGAAGGGUGUGGGACACUGAGAGCCAAGGACUUUGAGGUUAAAAGAUGUGAUGCUGAACACAAGUGGGUUUGCAAAAAAAAGCCUUUCCUUCUCUGCUCUGUGACAGCAGAAGAUGGAGAGAAAAGCGAUGCCUCCAUCUGACAAACACGCACCCCAAAAUGCCCACCCCACAAGACACUUGCUGCCAAUAUUUGGGGUGAAAUAGCCCCAUCCUCACAUUACAGCUUUGCAGCAGGGUUUGCAAAUCCUCUUACCAUGAGGAUCAAGACCAGUUUUGGGGGCACAGAUGAACCCCUGAGCUGGAGGAUCAGAAAGGCCUGUGCCUUGGGCACAGUGUUGAUAGAGCUGUGGCAUCAAUAAAAGCUUAUCAAACUGG